This is a messenger RNA of Paramuricea clavata, 1643 nucleotides long. The record is from the annotation of a GenBank genome assembly. Lineage: Eukaryota; Metazoa; Cnidaria; Anthozoa; Malacalcyonacea; Plexauridae.
AUGGCCAGAAGACCAAAAACUGGAAAGCAAUACAUGAAGGUUACAUACCCAAAGUACAAACUGGGAGAAGAGAUUGUACAAGAAGUAAAGAGACUGACACCACAACUUCAAAAGCAUGACUUGCAUCAAUGGUCACAACUGAUAUUCCUCCUGCUAACUCAAAACCACAGCAGCUUCCUGAAUAUCAUUAGAGAAUUCAGAGCUAUCUGAUGACCAGGUAAAAACCACUUUACCAUUACCAAUUAGUAAUUUUGAUAUUGCCUCUUACAGGCAAAACGUUAAAUGAUUGAAUACUCCUGAUAUCUGCACUUUAAUUAAUUAAGAGUGUUUUUAGGCUGCACAGAAAUUAUGUUUUUCCUUGUUUGAGUGCGAAAAACAAGAGUGGCUUGAUCAAUUUCUCUGGCUUGAUCUAUUUCUCUGGCUUUGGUAUUCUGCUUCACAAGAUGGUGUGUAUUGUUUAUCUUGUGUACUUUUUGGGGACCGUUUCCCACAUAAAAGUUCUAAAAUUACUAUAUUAGUAUCUAAGCCUUUUCGUUAUUUGAAUGAUGCCAUGUCUACUUUAAAUUUAAAGGGCAUGCUGGGAAUAACACUGGGGGAGAAAUGUGGUUGCAUGCAUGUACUUUUCCAAUGCUAACUGCUUUACUUUCUCAAAUGACAGGUGCAUCUUUACAACCCAUUGAUAAUAUCAUGGAUGCAAAUGUCAAAAAGGAAAUUGAAAAAAAUAGGGAGAUUCUUAGGCCUAUUGUAGAUUCUGUUCUAUUUUGUGGCAGGUUUGGCAUGGGUCCAAGUAUCAUUCUGACGUUGGUUGUUACUCUAUCAAUUUUGGAAAUUUUGUUGAAUCCCUCAAUUUUAGGGUGAGAGCUGGGGAUAAUACUUUUAAAACUCAUUUGUGUGAAUGUGGUAAAAAUAGAAGCUACACAUCCAAGACGAGCCAAAACAAGAUUAUUAAAUGUAUUGGUCAGGUAAUAUCUGAAAAUAUUAUUAACGAGAUUAAGGAAAGUAGGUACUAUACCAUCAUUGCGGAUGAAGCUGCUGACUCUUCUCACAAAGAACAGCUAUCCUUUGUUCCGCUAUUUGUUGACAGUGGUAGGAAUGUUAGAGAAAAAUUCAUUUGUUUUUUGCAUUGUAAAUGGGGAUUAAGUGGUAAAAAUCUUCCUAAACUUAUUUUAGAAUCCUUGGAUGACUUAACAUUGCCAAUUGAUAAUUGCAGGGGACAAGGUUGUGGUGGUGCAGGUGCUGUGCACAUUAAUGGUUUGGCUGCUCAUAUUUUAAGACUUAAUCCAAAAGCUCUUUACACCCAUUGUUACAGUCAUCAGUUAAAUUUAUCUGUUUGUGACACACUUUCUAUACUCAAAGUUAAAAUGCUGAAACAUGUUGGCCAAGCUGAAAAUUUUAUUAAUAUUUCAGAGACACGUAAUAUGCUUUUUGCUGAUCAUAUUGAGGAUUCUGACCUCAACACAAAGAAGACCAAGCUGGUAUGUCUUUGUAAAACCAGAUGGGUUGAGUGGGUUGAAAGUCUUGACACUUUUCAAGACCUGUUUAUCCCAUUAAUUGACACACUGCAUGACAUAGCUAACAAUUUUAGUGGUGAGACGAAGCCUUCUCUUUCUGCUGAUGCAUCAUCUUUGCUUAUGCUCACUUGA